GCGUGCGUGCGUGCUGUUUGAAUGUAAGCGUGUUUUGUUUGGUCAGGUCCUUUACAUUCUCUUUCUUUGUGUGUAGAGAUAUAUUUUAAGGAUUCGGUCAUUUUCUUUAAUUAAAGUUAGAGCACCGCGAUGUAUCAGGUUGUACCUGGGCAGUUUGAUGACGCGGACGAGACGGGGAGUGAUCCUGAAAUCAGUCAUGUCACUGACAAGCUCUCCCUGGAGAACCAGCUGCAUGGAGUUACUUUACAAACCUUCAAAAAUGAUAAGCAAGGUGAAAAUGAGGAGGACGAUGAUGAUGAUGAUGAAUGGGAUUGGAAUGAAUCAAGAGGAGGAGACUUCACAAAGCGCUACACUGCAAUGAGGGCUGGGAAUAAUUCACAGGCUAAUCGUCAAAGUUCUAAUAAAAAUUCCUUAAAAAUGUCCACUCCAUCAGACAAGGUCCUGAGAAAAUUUGAAAACAAAAUUAACCUGGAUAGACUGAGCUAUGCUGAUUCUGUGAUCAAUAAAGUCACUGUGAUGCAAAAGCAGAGGGAAGCAGACAAGUAUCGAGUAAAGGACAAAUCAGACAGAGUCUUUGUUGUACAGGUUUUGGACGCUCGUACACGUAUGACUCUGUUUAAAAUGCUCAGCAGAGGCGUCUUUUCAGAGAUCAACGGCUGUAUCAGCACAGGCAAAGAGGCUAAUGUCUACCAUGCAACUACUGCAAAAGGAGAAAUCAGAGCCAUCAAAAUAUACAAAACAUCAAUUCUACUUUUCAAAGACAGAGAUAAAUAUGUCAGCGGGGAAUUCAGGUUCCGCCAUGGCUAUUGCAAGGGCAACCCUAGAAAAAUGGUGCGCACUUGGGCUGAGAAGGAAAUUAGAAACUUGAUCAGACUACAGACCGCACAGAUUCCAAGUCCAGAGCCCAUGAUGUUGCGGAGUCAUGUUCUCGUCAUGAGCUUUAUUGGUCGAGAUGACAUGUACGCCUGCCCUGUCCUUUCUGAACCCAAAGCGCAGGAACCCUACCUGCAGAUCAAUCAGAACAUGAGAAUAAUGUACAAUGAAGCUCGUCUGGUCCACGCUGACCUUAGCGAGUUCAAUAUGCUGUAUCAUAAUGGAGAUGCUUAUAUUAUUGACGUCUCUCAGUCCGUUGAACACGAUCAUCCUCAUGCUUUAGAGUUUCUACGCAAGGAUUGCAGCAAUGUCAAUGACUUUUUCCAGAAACAUAAUGUGGCAGUCAUGACUGUGCGUGAGCUGUUUGAGUUUAUCACAGACCCCUCAAUCACAAGUGACAACAUUUAUCAGUAUUUGGACAAGGCAAUGGAGAUAGCUUCUGAAAGAACUGCAGAGGACAGAUCCAAUCAGGACAAAGUUGAUGAGGAGGUGUUCAAGAAAGCCUACAUUCCACGCACACUUACUGAAGUCACCCAUUAUGAGAGGGAUGUGGACACAAUGUUGAAGAAAAAAGAAGAGGCUUCUUCUGAAGAUACAAACACAGACAAUAUCCUCUACCAGACAGUGACAGGCCUCAGGAAGGAUCUUUCUGGUGUGCAAACAGUACCCUCGAUACUGGAAGACUCCACAAAGGAUGAUAGUUCAAGCUCUGAGGGAAGGGAGGAGGAUGACGAUGAUGAGAAGUCAGAAGGGGAAGACACAGGAGAGAGUGGCAGACACGCUGAGGAAGCACAACUGAACAGAAAAGUACCUAAUGGGAAUAGAAAAUGUUACAACAGAUGAAUUGUGUUCAUGGGUUGUGAGAAUCAGUUUGUAUUUCUGUGUCUUUCAGGAAAGAAAGAAAAUGGUCAGAGGGAGAAAAGAAAAAAUAAAGUGCCAAAGCAUGAGAAAAAGAGCAAGGAGAAAGUUGCUAAAAUAAAGAAAGGAUGAUAUGGUUGAGAUGAAGGUGAACUGAGAUUAUAGCAGAAAUGCUACUUGACUGAUGGUACCAGUAUUUAAGCUGGGAACUCUUGCUGAUGAAAUGUCAGUCCCUUAACAGUUAUAAACACUUGAUAUCAGCAUCAUAUUUUUGAAAUGUUUAUUAAAAGUAUUCUUUUUAAUAAACUUUUAUACUUUUUUUUUUUUGAUAUACUGCUUGAAUGGUGGGUAAAAUGUUUUAAUGCAGACUGACAAUUCAAAUCCAUUUUUGCUAUAGUGAAACAUUUAAUUACAUUGUGCAGAACAGUUUACACAAAUAUUCAUGUUUUACAAGACAACAUGCUGUUAAAAAUAAUCCACUCUUUCAUAUUUAAGUGGCAAAAU
This is a messenger RNA of Cyprinus carpio (common carp), 2235 nucleotides long. Its product is annotated as serine/threonine-protein kinase RIO1-like. NCBI's taxonomy places the organism in Eukaryota, Metazoa, Chordata, Actinopteri, Cypriniformes, Cyprinidae. The transcript has 16 exons. Gene Ontology annotation, cellular component: cytosol; preribosome, small subunit precursor. The coding region runs from base 130 to 1716 and encodes 528 amino acids. Gene Ontology annotation, molecular function: protein serine/threonine kinase activity; ATP binding. The record is from RefSeq and is a predicted model, not a curated record. Gene Ontology annotation, biological process: maturation of SSU-rRNA.